Messenger RNA from Dunckerocampus dactyliophorus (ringed pipefish), 4750 nucleotides. It is a transcript of the gene pcmtd1, whose product is annotated as protein-L-isoaspartate (D-aspartate) O-methyltransferase domain containing 1. Gene Ontology annotation, biological process: protein modification process. Gene Ontology annotation, molecular function: protein-L-isoaspartate (D-aspartate) O-methyltransferase activity. NCBI's taxonomy places the organism in Eukaryota, Metazoa, Chordata, Actinopteri, Syngnathiformes, Syngnathidae. The coding region runs from base 372 to 1460 and encodes 362 amino acids. The record is from RefSeq and is a predicted model, not a curated record. The transcript is spliced from 6 exons. Gene Ontology annotation, cellular component: cytoplasm.
CGUCCAAAGCACGUGACCAGCUGUGUUUACAUCCUGUCAGCUGUUCUUUCCUCCACUUGGACCCAAGCACUCGUCCGCUUAACUCUUCUUUUCAUUUUUUCACCCCAAACACAACAAAGAAGAAAAACUGUUUGAUCAGAGCUGGAAAUCUUGAUAAAAUCCUCCAUGAGGCGCCGCACUGCACCCAAAGGCGAGCAGUGACUUGAUGCGACACGACAUUGUUGUCACCUUCAGCCUGGAGAUGACAGCCUUGUGACACCAGAGGCGGGAUAUUUCGGCCAACAAUUCCAAUGCCUCAUUGAAGACAUUUUGAACAGUCUUUCUCUUCUGGUCCUGCUUGAUUUUUAUUUUUUACUUUUUGACCAGUCGGCAUGGGGGGAGCAGUGAGUGCCGGGGAGGACAACGACGACCUCAUCGAUAACCUAAAAGAGGCGCAGUACAUCCGCACAGAAAGAGUGGAGCAGGCAUUCCGAGCCAUAGACCGUGGUGACUAUUAUCUGGACAGCUAUCGGGACAGCGCUUACAAGGACUUGGCGUGGAAACAUGGCAACAUACACCUGUCAGCUCCAUGCAUUUACUCUGAAGUGAUGGAGGCCCUCAAGCUGCAGCCAGGACUUUCUUUUCUCAACCUGGGCAGUGGGACAGGCUACCUGAGCACCAUGGUGGGCCUCAUCAUUGGUCCGUUUGGUGUGAACCACGGUGUGGAGCUCCACAAGGACGUGGUUGAAUACGCCAGAGACAAACUGGACAGUUUCAUCAAGAACAGCGACAGCUUUGAUAAGUUUGAAUUCUGCGAGCCCGUCUUUGUGGUGGGCAACUGCUUGGAAAUCUCCACAGACAGCCACCAGUACGAUCGCAUUUACUGCGGGGCGGGGGUGCAGAAAGACCAUGAAAAUUACAUGAAAGUGCUGCUGAAAAUCGGCGGCAUUCUGGUGAUGCCUAUAGAGGACCAGCUGACCCAGAUCACCAGGACUGGCCAGUGCACUUGGGAGAGCAAGAACAUCUUGGCCGUGUCCUUUGCCCCCUUGGCCCAGCAGAGCAGAGCUGAUGGGGACAAGCCUGACACUGUCCAGUUGCCCCCAGUGACAGUGCGCACCCUGCAGGAUCUGUCCCGCAUCUACAUCCGCCGCACCCUCAGAGACCUGGCCGGAGGAGGCGAAGAGGGCCAGGUCAGAGGGGUGGUCCAACGGGUCCCGCAGAAGCGCAAACGGCGGCACUGCAGACGGCGCCGUAUCAACACCUACGUCUUCGUGGGCAACCAGCUCAUCCCCCAAAUGGUAGAGAGCGAGGAGGAGCACGGCGAGGAAGAGCACAAGGAAGCCGAGGAGGAGGACAAGGAGGAGAGAGACGCUGGCGACAUUGAGAUCCUCAAGCAGACGAACAUGUUUAGAGACCAAAUCAUGGCUCUGCCGCUACCGGAGUCCCUCAAAGAAUAUUUACUCUACUACAGGAAGAAAUGACUAUUGCCCCCCUUUGUUGUUCUCCAGUACAAAUGUAGCAUUAUUUCCACCACAUCUUGAUGCCAAAACUGUACGGGACAGCUGCAUCACAGAUCAUAAUGGAUAAUAAUGUUAUCAUUGUCCUUUGUAUAGGUUGCUUUCUUUUGAUUUUGUACAUAAAAUAAUGAUGGAUAAUGUACACAAAUGAAGAUUUUUUUUCAGUUUGAUCACACCAAGAUGUCUGCAGACUAAAGCAAGAUGUGUACAGUGGAACCUGUAAAGUGGAACAUGCUGGUUGAAUAGUUCUAAUUUCUAAAAAAAAAUGUUUCCCAAUGGGUCAAUUUAAAAACUUUAUUAACUGUACAGACGUUGUUUAAGUACCAUUUUAUAUAAGACUAAAUAAAACACAAAAAAAUGUAAAACUACUCAUCCUUUGAAGACGCUUGACAGUAUGACCGUAUGAGAGGUGUUUGCAGAGCGAUACUGUCACCUAGUGGCGUUUUAUAGGUAUUGCUGUACACAGGAUGCAAGUCAUACCCACUUACCAGUUCUAUGGUUCAAAGUUAUUAUUUAAAACAUUUUUUCCCAUAAGUCAUAUGUGAAGUGAGUUUGUUUCUGACCAGUUAAAAGCUAUAUAGUACGGCUAAAGAAAACUACAAUAAAGUAAAACUACUCACCCUUUGAAGAUACCUGAUGGUAUAAUAUAUAUAUAUAUAAUGUGAAUGUAAUGUGAGUUAGUUAUUUUUGACCAGUCAAAUGCUAUUUAAUGAGACUAAAAUAAAGUAAAACCUCUCCCUUUGAAGACGCCUGAGCGAAUGAAAGAUAGGGAUGGUGUUUGCGGAGGUACUGCUGGGAUUAAUGGGUGUACUUACAUUAGCAUCUGCUUGGUAAAAUACUAGAUACAGGAUGUAAUUGAUAGCCAUGUCACAUUUUCUGUCACAUCGGCAUUGUUGACUUUUGAGGCACUUUUCCCAAAGACGAAGUCCAAAUUGUACCACUUUUGAGGUGUUCCGUUUUUGUAGGUUCCACUGUGUGUGGCAAUGCAGCCAUCUUGAAGCUUUAACCUUCUUUCCCCUUCAGAAACAAGCUAAUUCAUAAUGAAGCCGAGUGGGUGGGGGGCACUUGGUGGGUUUUUCUACCUUCCUUUCGUAAGAGAGACCAUGACACGGUGUCAUAAACUUUUUCUACGGGGCACCUUUUAACAACUUUUUCUACAAGGAGCUGUGUGUUGUUGUUUUUUUUACUUGAUGUGGUAUGCAUUGGAGCAAGACAACAAUGAAAUAAUCCAAGUGUUGAUAAUGCAUGAAAAUCUCGCCAGUGUCUUGACUGGCUGGGUUAUUUUAAAACAAAAUAUGUAUUAUAUGAAUCGAUUAAAAAGGCCUACCGGUAAUUGAGACUAAUGUAAAGUGGUAUUACUUAGCUUUUGUAUUGAAAGCAAUGCAAAAUGCCUUUUUUAAUGUAAAAGUAAACAAAGCACCUUACUGUGUGAACAUUUGUGCUGCAGAUUGAACUUGGAUUAUAGAAUCUGCAGACCUUUCCUGUUACAGGUAUAUUAUUAUUAUUAUUAUUAUUAGUGGUGGCGUUUUUAAGUGCCAACGUCACAUUUUAGGAAGAACAUUCCAGCAGUUUGUGGUCACAUACUGUAUAUCUUUCUUUGAAUGCAUUAUUUAGCGGUUAAAAAAGCUGAGGUGUAUGUUUGUCAAAAAACCAACAUGGAUAUACAGUAGUAUACAGUUUUAUUUUGGGUUUGUUGUAGCACCUUCUUGCUGUACUGUAACUUCACACUGGCAACUGUGUACACCAAAACUCCACUGCUGUCUGUUCAAUAGAGAAAUAUAUUUAGUGUUAGAAAUGUUCAUUUUCUCUGCAUAUGAUGAUGACAAAUACUUUGAUUUUGGGGGAAAUUAUUAGUUUGUGUGUGAUGAUGUGACAUUUACGUUCUGUAUUUUUACUUUGAAAUCAGAAUGCCUUUAAGUGAGCAAGGAGGAAAAAUGUCAUUAAAAAAAAAGUAGCCCUCAUUUUAUUUUCAUUGCGGCUAUUAAAUGACCAAUAAUAGACAUGUAUUUUAUAGUACAGUGGAACCUCCAAAGUCGAAAAUAUUUUAGGGCUAGCUCUUUGGGGGCUGGUCUUGGUUCUUCCCGUCCCUGUGGGCCCGGUGGUUCUCUGGUGGUGGGGGCUCGGCCUGGCUCUAUGGGGCGGUGCUUGCUGGGUGGUGGGAGGCAGUCCCUCUCCUUUCAUGCAUUCUCAGAGACAAUGAGCGCAUUUAUGUACAUGCACACAUACAGAGAUACCUGUACACGCGUACAUAUACACACUCACAGUACAUACGUACACCGAGUUAAGCAGGGUGUUAUUAUGUUGUUGGUUUUAUUACAGUGAUGUCGGCAAUAUGAUUAGAAUUAUUACAAUUGUGUGCAUUACAGUUAUUGUCAUUCUGUUAACUAUCAUAGUUAAUAAUUUGAUUACUACUAAUAUGUAUGACUGUUUCAAUGCAGUAUUAUCACUGUGGUUGUUGAUAUUUUGUCCUCUCCGUCAUGGGAUUUAUGGCCGUCACAGACAUUUGCUGAUGUAGUCCUGGUUGUUUCUGUUGUUUUGUUAUUGUUGCCGCAAUUGUUGUUCUUGCUGUUGUUCUUGUCUCUCUCUGUCUUGUCCCCCCUCCCCUCUGGUCCCCACACUCCCCCUCUGUUUACUUUUCUCUUCUUCUCUAUCCCCUCCUGCUCCGGGCGCUCCAAAUUUGCAUGACAACAAAACGCAAGGGCAUUUAGAUCAACAAUACUAUCUGCCCUAAUGGCUGGACAGGACAGAAAUUACUCACCCUAACAGACGCCUCAUGGAGAGGUAGCAGAAAGAGUGAUACUGUCAUCUAGUGGCCAUUUAUAGGUAUUGCUACAGUGUGUUGAUAUGUCAUGUUUAAUUAGUGUAUUGCUGAGGCACUUUUCCUCUUUGCCAUCACUAGCACCCUGCUGUGUGUGCGCCUCACCCCCCAAAAAAGGAAAAAUCGAAUAUGUGGAGUUAAUCCUUGAUUACUAACUUUUGCAAACAUACAGGGUGUUUGACUUUGGAGGUUCCUCUGUAUUAUCUACAAUUUCUUAUUAGCCAAUCAGAUGGCAUGUUAAAGCGAACUUUGACCCUCAGUCUUUGGUCACACGCCGACGUCUGUCUAGCCAAUGACUCGCAAGCAAUUCUGGUUAGACGAGCCCAAACAAAUUGUGUUGCCGUUGGAUUCCUCCUGCAGCGUGCAGUUCAUUUAGAAAAUGGUGUUGUUUCUCUGUGGAUGUUUGGCACAAAAAUAAAAAGGUCACAAUCACAAA